Molecule: messenger RNA, 969 nt
Organism: Letharia lupina
Lineage: Eukaryota; Fungi; Ascomycota; Lecanoromycetes; Lecanorales; Parmeliaceae
Exons: 4
Coding region: 1-969 (322 amino acids)
Cellular component (GO): cytosol
Source: RefSeq, a predicted model, not a curated record
AUGCCUCCCCAGCUCAUUUUCGGCACCGCCUCCUUCGGCAUGGACAUGACCGAUUUCCAAGACCCUCCAUCCCUCUUCGCUCUCUACAAGACACUUCAAGAGUUAGGCAUCCGUAAACUCGACUCGGGCGCUCGCUACCCGCCAUUGAAUCCCGGAAGGGCGGAAUCGCUGAUUGGCGAGACGAAGGAGAUGAAUAAGGAGUUUCUUAUUGAUACCAAAGUCUUCACCGAUGUGCGGACGGACGGCAGUGGGGAUCUGAAGGGUGAAGCCAUCGAGUCAUCAAUACAGGGGAGUCUACAGCGUCUUAAGGCGGCAAAAGGAGUAAACAUCCUUCACGCGCAUCGAGCCGAUCCUUCCACGCCACUCGACAAGCAGAUCCAGGAAUUCAACCGGCAGAUCGAGCUGGGUCGUUGUGAGGCCUGGGGAGUCUCAAACAUAGCUCCACAGAUGCUAGAGGAAAUGAUUCUGCUGUGCGAGAAGAUGGGCUUGCGGAAGCCGGUUUGCUACCAGGGCGACUACAAUCUGAUUACGCGUGGUAUGGAAACGGAAUUGCUGCCUCUGCUACGCUCGCACGGCAUUGCCUUCAAUGCCUUUAGGCCCCUCGCUGCAGGGUUUCUAACUGGCAAGCUUGUCAAUAACGAGCAUGGAGGUACUCGCUUUGACGACAGCAAUCCGCUUGGUAAAGGCGCGCAGAAGCUCUUUGGAGGAGAACAGCUGCACUCCGCCAUGAGAAAGUUUGACGUGCAGGUACGAUUGCAAAAUAUCACACCGAUGGAAGCGGCAAUCCGUUGGAUCGCGUACAACUCGGCAUUGGGAAAUGGGGAUGGUAUUAUCCUUGGGGCAAGUAAAACCGAGCAAAUCCGUGAGACGGUCAUGAUGAUGAGGAAGGGACCGUUGCCUGCAGAGGUGCUAGAGGCGGCUGAUGAUCUUUGGAGCAAUGUUGGAGGGAUUAGGGGCGAAAUCGUUUGA